AUGGAUUUGCAGCAUUACGACGAAGACAUCUCGGCCAACGGUUACUAUCGGCGGCUGGUGAAUGACCAUUACAGCAUCCUGGAGACGGCCACGGUCGAAGGGUGGAUAGUGUGCGUGCCCCGGUUCGGUUCGUUCAGCGAACAGUGUCUGGUCGAUCAGGAGUUUGCCCUUGCGCACAUACUCGUCCCGAACGAGGAGCUGCCGGAAACGCACUUCUUCAAUCUGAACUUUCUGCAGCUGAAGCUGGACGAGCGAGCACUCACGUUCGGGGACGUCCGGGUGCGCAUACUGUUUGAGGAAAUCUUUUACCGGGAUGGGCUCAAGUACAAGGUGUGGUGCAUCGAGCGUCCGCUGCAUGACAUGAAGAAGUAUGGGGUGUAUGGGGAGGAUGAAUUUUCGCUUGGCCGUUUCCUAGGGAUUGGUAGCCUGACGGAGGCGGUUGAGUUCAUACGGACGGCGGCAAAGAAGAAAGAUAUCUUCGGACGGAUGGAUGCGAAGGUGCAGCAGUUCGUGCGGGCCAACGGUGACUUUGGUAGAUGGCAGUUUGAGGAGCAGAAGGCGGCAGUGAAAAUGAUCUACGUCGAGUGUUUGGAAUUGAUACUGCAGAAUCGUAAGCUGAAGGAUCGCUGCCAGCGGGAUAUGUUGCUGCGAGGUAACGUGAAGGUUGCCAUCGAAACGUACGUGAUGGAUAAGCUGUACGAUCAUGUGAAGAGUGUGAUCGAUGUGUGCCGUACGGAGCAGUCGGAAGCGUUCAACAAAACGAUGCGCAACUUGGGUGAUGUGCACUGUACGGAGUUUGAGGUUGCCCAACGGUACGGUGAACUGAUCCCGUUGGCUAAGAAGGAGCUGGCGAAGAUCGACCAUGCCCGUACGGUGAUCGACAAGAUCGGAUGUUUGCAGAAGGUAAUGGAAGUGCUGGCCAAGGGUGGGUUGGGCCAGCAGUAUGCGCUUACUGCUGAUCAGCUCGUUCCGUUGUUUAUCUUUCUUAUCCUAAAAUCGGGCCUAACGCACUGGAUCAUGACGAUCACAUUUCUGAAGGAGUUUCAGUUUAACAACGUAUUUCGGGAGCAGCGCAUCGAGACGGGCGAGCAUGGAUUUCUAAUCGCAACACUGGAAGCGGCCAUCGUCUACAUUAGCUGCGGAAGCAUUACCCGUACGCAACGGCUCGGUAUCAACUUUGAACCGCGAUCGCCUACAACCGAUCAUUCCGUGUCGACCGAACUAGAGUUUCGCAAUGCGGACGACUUUCUCACCUAUCUGCUAAAGCUGAUGCGUAACGAUGAUGAGGCAAGGGUAGUGGAGCUGCUGCAGGACGUCACCAACAAUCAGGCACUGCUGUGGAACGUUCCGACCGAGCUCGGGUACUACUAUCUGCCCUCGAUCGAUGAUCAAAACCAGCUCGGCCAGGCCGCAAUACAUCUCGCCGCCAUCCUGGGCAAUGCGAAACUGCUCACACUCAUCCUAUCCCUCCAACCGAACGUGAAUGCUGUCGACGCAAAGAACUGGACCGCGCUGCACUAUGCCGCAGCGAACGGUCAUCAGAAUCUGCUACUGCUGCUGCUACAUGCCGGAAUUAACAUUAACAGCACCAGCAACGAUGCACACACAUCCCUCCAUUUGGCGUGUCUAAAUGGCCACAGUGGAUGUGUUAAGGCGUUGCUGUACUUUUCCGAACAUAUGCGCAUCUACGUCGACGUAAAUGCGGCCACCGAGCUGGGCCAUACGCCGCUGCAUUAUGCGGCCAAGUGGGGCUUUCUCGAUAUCGUCGAAACGUUGCUCGAGUACACGGCCCGGGUCGAUGUGGUAAACAAGCUCGGUGCAACGCCGAUACGCUACGCACACAAUGUCCGCAUUACGAAACUGCUCGUCGAUGCACUGCACGAUCAGCGGCGUCGUGCCGUGCUCGGUCGUGGCCAUGCCAAUCUCAAGGCUUCGUCCGUACCCCAAACGGCAGUCUAUUUCGCAGAAGAUUUUGACUAUACGAAUGACGGUGAGGGUGCACCGGAAGAGAUGCGCGAGCAGCGUACGAUCGAGGAGAUGAAGCGUAUAGAAAAAGCAUUGGAAGCGAUAGCCGCUCAGGACACAAAGCUGGCCUGUGUAUAUUUGGGGCUGGAUGAGGAGUCAGCGAAAAAUCACACGGGACGAAGUCAUCCGCCGGCGGGUUAUCCUACGGACGAGAAGUUAUGUCACCCACUGUGUACCUGCAACCGGUGCGUAAGACGAUCGUCCGAGUUCUACAAUCUGCUAAGGAAACCGUUCGGACUGUCCGCAAAACCACCGGAAGAAUCGACUGCGGACAGUGUGCGCGUCGACCUGAAUGCCGUCAAUGGCGAAGGCUACACGGCCUUGCACGUGGCUGCCAUGCAUGGGAACGUGGAAAUGGUUCGUGUACUGUUGGAGCACAAGGUCAAUCCCACCAUUCGGCUCAAGUCCGGUGCAACGGCACUACAUUUGGCAACACGCGAACGCAGGUUGCGUAUCGUGCGGAUGCUGCUCAGCCGUUGUACGGUCACGGAUAUAGUCGAUCUUAAGGAUAGCCGUGGCGAUACGCCACUACACUACGCGGUGGAACAGAACAACUUGCAGCUGGUGCAGAUGUUGCUGGAGGCCGGUGCCGAUCGUAGCAUACGCAAUCUGCAAGGCAAACGGCCGAUCGAGAUAGCGAAGAACAAUCUUUACUUUAACGUUGUCAAUCUACUGGAACAGCGAUGAGCUGAGACAGCGACGACA
Anopheles maculipalpis is the source of this 2730-nucleotide messenger RNA. Its product is annotated as ankyrin repeat domain-containing protein 27-like. The transcript has 2 exons. Gene Ontology annotation, molecular function: SNARE binding; guanyl-nucleotide exchange factor activity. Lineage: Eukaryota; Metazoa; Arthropoda; Insecta; Diptera; Culicidae. Gene Ontology annotation, cellular component: tubular endosome; late endosome; plasma membrane. Gene Ontology annotation, biological process: early endosome to late endosome transport; neuron projection morphogenesis. The record is from RefSeq and is a predicted model, not a curated record. The coding region runs from base 1 to 2712 and encodes 903 amino acids.